GUGAAUACAGUAUACACGAAAUGAUAUGUCAGUUUUUUGAACUGUUAGCAAUGUCGAACAAAUGUUUUAUCGUGAUAGCAGGAACUGUGGACAAUUUAUCGUUUCACUACGCGUGCUUCAUCGCUCUAAAUCUUUCCAGGUUGUUGCCGAAUUUCCAUUUCCAAAAAAUUUGUAAAGAUGUCACGGAAUGGGAGGCACACGAAGUGGAACGGAAAAUUGGCAGCUUAGAAAUAAAGAAAGAAUAUCGCCGCGUGACCGUCGUAGGCGCCGGUAGAUCGCUGUGCUUAGACUUGAUUUCUCAAUUAACAGCAAUAAGGGAGUUGCAUUUGUCACGCGGAAUUGUCUUCAGUUUGUACGACGAACCGGAAAACUUCUCUAAGCUUGAGAGGAUAACGAAGGAGCUAAGGAAUGUCGAUGAAGAUCUAAAUGCAAUGAUCGUACGAGAUAUGUCAAGUGGAUUACGCGACUGUGAUAUAUUAAUAUUUCUUGAGGAUAUGACGAGGGAAGAGUGCAAGGAUCACGAUACUUGGUAUCGGGAGAAUUACGACCGUAUGAAGACAUUGUCGCAGCAAAUUAACGAGUACGCCCCAUGUCAGAUUAAGAUCGUAUUCUGCUCCGCGGGUCCGACGUGCCUCUGCGCUACCAUCCUGCGGAAUCUCGCAGCGAAGUCACCCGAAACGAGUGUCGUUGUUGUUAGCGCUCACUACGGAUUAGAAGUAGUACAUGAUAUGACAGAGUCUCUUGACACAGAUCGGCGGGAUUUCGGCUGUCCCCCGGUAUGGGGAUUUCUGGGCAUCAGUCAAUUCGUGGAUGUGUGCCAUAUGGUUCAGAAGCGUAAUAUAUACAGUCUAGGAAAAGGCGAUACUUCAGCAGAAGCGAAGGAAAGUACAUUGAAGUUGCCAGGGGUCGAGCAAGCCGGAUUGAAAUGGUUUUGUUCUUUCAAAGAUAAUGAAAAUCGGUACGGAGAUUAUUUACGGCGUAAGAUCACUACUCAACGUCAAGUAGAUCCACAAAAAGAGAAUUUGCGAAAAUGCCGGGCCAUAUGUGAUCUAUUAAAGUUAUGGCACAAAGAAAGCGUCGGCGAUGAAAUUAUCGCUCUAGGAAUUUCGUCCGAUGGCAGUUUCGGUAUUCCGAGUGGAAUAGUGUUUUCGCAGCCGGCAUGUUUGAAGAUUUCCGACGGCGGUGCGCGAGUUUGGGUGCCCUGCGACGAUUUUCCCUUGCCGGACAUGCCUGUAUCAAUAUUUCGCAAUUUAAUCUCCACAGCUGUGGAAAUUACGCGACGGCUAAUGAGCGCGGAUACAAAAUACGAUGUUUCGAAAAUCCCGGAAAAUGAUAUGUUACCGAAAGAUGUAGUGCCUAAUUCUUGA
This is a messenger RNA of Vollenhovia emeryi, 1367 nucleotides long. Its product is annotated as malate dehydrogenase, cytoplasmic-like. NCBI's taxonomy places the organism in Eukaryota, Metazoa, Arthropoda, Insecta, Hymenoptera, Formicidae. Gene Ontology annotation, molecular function: L-malate dehydrogenase (NAD+) activity. The transcript is spliced from 6 exons. The record is from RefSeq and is a predicted model, not a curated record. Gene Ontology annotation, biological process: tricarboxylic acid cycle; oxaloacetate metabolic process; malate metabolic process. The coding region runs from base 21 to 1367 and encodes 448 amino acids.